AUUUUCGUGUCGUCCCUUGCUUGUUAACCCAGGCUCCUAUUUUUCUCCGCAUAGUGUAGCAUCAAGUGACGCUUUUAUAUGGCGUUCGUGCUGCUGGUGCCAGCAGCCGGCGCAGCAGCUCUGGGAAUCAGAAGUCUGCUAGGGAAAAAGAAGUCACGGGACGACGCAUCGGCUAAGAAGCUCAUAGCCGACAAUAUGCCUGACAACGAGAACCCCCUGCCUGACACUUCUCCUGUCGACGGCUCGACCGAAAAGGAUAAUGCGGGCGACUUGAUCGUCAAAAAGAGCCUGGAGGCCAACGGAAACAAAACCGACGGCCCAGAUUCGCGCGAGGGAGCAGGCGAGCAGCCAGAGCAGCCGCUGACCGGGGGAUCUGAUUCGACGGACGCGACCAAGGGAUGUUCAAGCGGCGCGAAAAACGCAGGAUUAGGCGUGGGUAGCGGUGUGGGGGAAGAUACUGCGACGGAGAAUGCGGCUGGUGACAUCCCCGAGUGCGCAUUUCGCCAGGAUUCGCCGGAACAAGAAGCUAAGACGGCGGUCGAGAAAACACGGCGAUCUUCCAGCAACUGGAUUGAGCCCCCCGAAACGAAUCUGGCAAAUCAAACUGGCGUGGGCGGCGCGGGCGGAACGGUAAAUUCUUCCCUCCAUGACCGCACUACCAGCCCAUCGUCGGAGAAGUGCUUCUCUGGUUCCGUGGCGGAUCGCGCGCGCGCGGAGGACGCGGGGGAAGUCGCGGUGGAAGAGCUGGAGCUGCUGGCCAUGAUUGGCGCGAUCCAGGUGACGAAGAUGCGCGCGAACGCGAAACGAGCGUCUGCUGCUGCUUCGGCUUCUGCUGCGGGUGCGGGUGCGGUUGAGCCUGGGGGUUCGGGUGCGGCUGCGACUGCGGCUGCGGCGGGUUCGGAGAAUGCAGGAGAAGGCGUUGGAGAGAAUGUCGCCGCUAACGGCAAUGCCGUAACUCGGGGUCCAGCAGCCGGAGCUGACGUGGCGGGCGGAUGCGGGGACAAUACGGAUGUGACUGUGGCGGGAGUAGCAGAGCGUGCUGGAGACUCGCCGGGUGUUGCUGAUGGUGCAGAGGGUAUUGAAAGCCUCGAGAGCAGGCUGCAGGAGAGAGAGGGCCCAGGGGGCAAUGCGCGGAAUGGCGCGGGGAAUGGCGCGCGGAAUGGCGCGCGGAAUGGUGCGCGGAGCGGUCGCGGCAGCAGCGUUAGGAUCAAUGCGGCGACGUAUGGGAGGCAUAGGCGGGGGUUCGCAUUGCAAGGGAUGCAUGGAGAUCACGAGACGGCUCUGGUCAACGUGCUCAAGCAGCAGUUGCAGCAGCGGGAGCGGGAGGCGGAAAGGCGGAUUCGACGGGCGGAGGCGGAGGUGGAGGUGAGGGAGAGAGGGGAGGAGGUUGCGGCACGAGCAAGGCUGGUGGAAGAGGAUACCGUAAGGGUGUGUGGGGACAUGGUCCGUGCAGAGGUGCUGCUGAAUGAGGCUAAAGGACGAGAGGCAGAGGUGGAGAGGCGAGAGGCAGAGGUGGAGAGGCGAGAGGCAGAGGUGAAGAGGCGAGAGGCAGACGUCGAUAGACGUGAAGCCGAGGUGAAGGAGAGAGAAGAGGGAGUGAAGAGGAGAGAAGAGGGAGUGAAGAGGAGAGAAGAAGAGGUGGGGAUGGAAGAGGACGCGAGGGCUGGCGAGGUGCAGAGAAGGGAGGAGGAGGUGGGGAAGAGGGAGGAGGAGGUUGCAGCGGUGCAGAGGAAAGUGCGGGCAAUGGAAGAGGUGGUGAGUAAGCAGCUGCAGAUGGUGAUGGAGAGGCAGGAAGAGGUGGCACGGCGGGAGGAGACGGGCAGGGAAGAGGAAGAAGCGAUGCAGAGGCGGGUCUUGGAGGUAGAGAAGAAGGAAGGGGAGGUUAUGCGGAGGGAAGCAGAGGUGGGUGAGAAGGAGGCUGAAGUGGCUGAGAGGGAGCAGGAGGUUAGGAAGCGAGAGAGGGAGUGUGCAGCGAAGGAGGGAGAGGUGGAGGAGAAGGAGAGGAGGGUGGAGGAGGAGAUGGAGGAGGUGCAGGAGGCGAUGGGGCGGGUGGCGAGGGGGGCGGCGGGGAAUGUGGAGAAGGAGGCCGAGUGGGAGGAGGCGAGGCGAGAGGUGCACGGCAGGGAGGAGCAGGUGGCGCGUAUGAUGGAGGAAGUUCAGGGUCGGGAAGAGGAGGUGAGGAGGUUGCGAGAGGAAGUGGAGAUGCGAGAGACAGCGCUGGUUGAGCAGGAGAGUGCGCUGCGGAAAGAAAUGGAAGCAGCAACGUCCAGGAGGGAGGAUACGGAAGGAGAGGAAGAGCAGCAGCCGCAGCAGACGCAAGGGACGCAGGGGGAGGAGAUGCAGGAGAGACGGGAGGAGGGAGAGUCAGCAGCACGAGUGGGUGAAUUGGAAGAGGAGGUGGAGAGGCAACGGUGUGAGAUGAUGAAGAUGGAGGCCCUGAUUGCCGCUGCCAACGCUGAGAGGGACGAGCUGGUGAGGCAGAAGGAAGCAGCAGAGGCUGAGCUACAAGCGGCGGUUGAGAGAGCGGACAGAGAGAGGGAGAAGGCGAGGGAACUUGUGGCUCAGCAGCGGCGGGAGCAGGAGGAGAGGGAGAGGGAGGUGGGGAGGAGGGAGGCGGAGGUGGAGGAGAGGGUGGGAGAGGUGAAGAAGAAGGAGGUGGCUCUGGUGGUGGGCGAGAUGAGGGUGAAGGCAGAGGCAGAGGCGCUGGGAAGAGAGAUGGAUCGGCUUGCAUCCAUGGCUGCUGGGAACGCGGAGAAGGCGUUUGAGCUGGAUGAGAGGAGGGAGCUGGUGGAGCGGAAGGAGGAGGAGGUGGGGAGGAGAGAGGCGGAGGUGGAGCGGCGGAUGGAGGAGAUGGGGAAGCGGGAGAGGGAGGUGGAGAGAGAGGUGGAGGAGGCUGUUAGGAGGAAGGAGGGAGAGGUAGAAGCAGAGGAGGCAAGGGCAGAGGCCGAGAGGCUGAGGACGGAAGUGCAACGGAUGAAAGAGGAGGUUGAGAGAGCUGAAGAGGAGGUGAGACGGGCGAAGGAGGAGGUGAGAAGAGUGAGUGAGGAAAUGGUGGCGCUCACUGAGAGGGAUACUGAGCGGGAGACUGAGAGGGGUGCUGUGGAGGAGGGGCUAAGGAGGGAGACCUUAAGGCUGCAGGAGGAGGUUCAGCGACUGCAGCAGGAGGUGACGGAGGGGCAGAGUGAGAGCAGCAGGAUAGGGGAGGUUCUGAGGAGGCGGGAGGCGGAGCUGGAGAGGCAGGAGGAGGAGGUGAAGAAGAGAGUGAGAGAGGUGAUGGAUAAGGCUGGGAAGGUGGAGGAGAUGCGGAGGGAAACGAAAGCUGGGGCAGAGAGGAGGAGCUCGGAUGUGGAGAAGAGGUGGAGGGAGGUGGAGAUGAGGGAGAGGGAGGUGGACAGGCGGAUGGCGCUGGUGCGAAAGAAGGAGGCGGAGAAAGAGAAGGAGCUGGAGGAGGAGAUGGAGAGGGUGCAAGCAGCCACGGCCCGAGUGGCCAGGGGAUUAGCGGCAAAUGCUGCCAAGGAAGCGGAGUUGGGAGGGUUGAGGCGAGAGGUGGAGGAGAAGGGGGAGACGGUGCGGAGGAUGGAAGAGGAGAUGGGAAGAGUGAUGGGGAGUCUGAGGGUGAAGGAGGAGGAGGUGGUGAGGCGGAUGGGCGAGUUUGAGGAGAGGAUCGAGGCGUUGGGCGUGCGGGAGAGGGAGGUGGAGCGAUGGAGGGAGGAGGCGGAGAGAGUGAGAGUGGAGGCUGCUCGGGUGGCAGAAGCAAGGGCGGCGAAUGAGGCGAAGGAGAAGGAGAUGGAGAUGGUGAGGAACGAAGUGAGGGCCAAGGAGGGGGACUUGAGAGCUAAGGAAGAGGAGGUGAGAGGCAAGGAAGAGGAGGUGAAGAGGAAGGAGGGGGAAGUGACGGCGAAGGAGGAGGAGGUGGAGAAGCGGGAGGAGGAGGUGGUGCUGUGGGAGGAGGAGCUGAAGAGAGAGAAGGAGGAGGUGGGGGGGAAGCUGGCGGAUGUGGCCAAGAGGGAGGGGGAGUGGCAGGAGAGAGAGCGGCGCCUACAGGAAGAGGUGGAGCGGCUGUUGGUACUAGUGGAGCAAGCCGCGGCAGGAGCAGCAGCAGGAGCGGCAGCAGGAGCAGCAACAGGAGCGCGGUUUGACGGGGGUCAAGUAGCCGGAGGGGGGCGUUUCGAGGGGGCUCGAUCACCAGGGGCGAGGUUUGAAGGGGCUCAUAUGCCAGGGGGGCGUUUUGAGGGGUCGCUAAGGGAAGGGGGAGGGGGGGCACGGUUCGAGGGGAGCCAGCGGGAGAAGGCGCGCUUGGAGGCUCUGCAAAUGGCUACGGCGGACAGGGACAGGGUGAUGGGGGUGGUGAGUGGUAUGCUGCGAUCUCCAGGGAGCGCUGGGGCGGUGGCGGGGGGGAGUGUGAGCAAGGGCGGAGGGAUGGAUGUGCGGGGCAGCGGGGAUCUAAGGCUGAGGAGGAGUGCUAGUGGGAGUGGGUUUAGGGGGGGCAGUGUGUACAAGAGUGCGAGCACGUCUGCUUUGUCGCACAACAUGAGCUUUGGGUCCGCUCAAAAGUCGCCUCGUUUUCCCAAUAGCGCGAGGCCUGGUAGCAGUGGCUCGGGCAGUGGCACGGGCAGUGGCAUGGGCAGUGGCAUGGGCAGUGGCAUGGACAGUGGCAUGGGCAGUGGCAGGGGCACAAGCAUGGGUACGGGCACGGAAGCUGGAGCGGCAGCAAAUGCAGCAGCAACAGGUGGAGCAUGGGGAGAGAUGGUGGAAGACAACUACUUAUAUCAGGCCAGCUUCACCAGGCGCUGAUACAAGUCGGGGCCACGGGUGGUGUUGUCGUCGUGUGGGGAGUGGUGGGAGUGGUGGGAGGGGUGGGGUCACUCACUGCUCUGCACACCCUCACCAAAAUUGCCCCCCCACCCCCCCUCCUCUUCUCAUUCCAAGAUGGGUUGCGGUUUCAAAAACCCGCGGUCCGAACUGUCCAAAAAUUGAACAAUUGAACGGGGAGGGAGUUUAAGUAAGAACUGAAUGAUAAACUAGAAGUAGAAACCUAGAACAAACACUAGUUGGUUGUACUCACUAGAAGCAUACCCCAGUCUAGCCUAUAACUUGUACACAGCUAACAUGUAUAAGAUG
Closterium sp. NIES-67 is the source of this 5121-nucleotide messenger RNA. Lineage: Eukaryota; Viridiplantae; Streptophyta; Zygnematophyceae; Desmidiales; Closteriaceae. The record is from the annotation of a GenBank genome assembly.